AUGAAAUCAAAUAUGAGUGAAAUUUUAAAGAUUUGCUUGAUAUUUUUGAUGAUUUAUGAAGCAAAAGGGCAAGUUGUAAAAUGUGACUACAUACAUAAAUAUUACGAGACUAAGAGCUUCAAAACCACAAACACUUCUUAUUACAGAUGUGAUUUGGACACAAAACAAGGAAAUUACAAUGAAAAGCUCAUGAGAAUUGAUGGACAACAUGGAACUGGACAUAGCGAUGCUGAUGUAAAAUGGAUUAUUCCUUAUAAAACCCGCAAACUAAGAACAUUUACAUCAAUUUUCUGUCAAAAGUUUCCAAAUCUUGAAGUAAUCUCAAUGAUUAAAGCGGAACUGGAAUCAAUUGAUGAAGAUUCGCUGUCAAAAUGCAAGAAUUUGGAUCAAUUGAUCUUAUUUCAAAACAAAAUUCGAGAAAUUUCAGAAAAUCUGCUGAUUCAAAACUCAAACUUGACUUAUUUACGGAUAGCUAAUAAUCAACGAACAAUGUUGCCCGAAAAGUUGUUCCUCAAUCAAAAGAAACUUGAGAAUUUGCAGUUGAGUGGUAAUCAAAUAAAUGUCCUUCCAGGCAACAUUUUUCGUCCACUUCUAAAACUUGAAAAUUUAAAGUGGUUAGGUUUGCAUGAAAAUCAAAUUGUAGAAAUUCCAUCAAAAUGUUUUGCAUCUCUUAAAAAUUUGGAAAAAUUGUGGAUUUACGAAAACAGAAUUAAAACUUUAAAAUCGGACAACUUUAAUGGUCUUCAAAAUUUACACACAUUGUCUUUGUACAGCAAUGACAUUUCAGACCUGCCAGUUGGUGUCUUCAAUCAGUUGACAAAUUUACGAGUUUUAUAUUUGGAUAACAACAAAUUAUCAUCAAUCCACUCAGAUUCUUUCGGUGUUCCCAAUAAUUUGACCAAAUUUUGGCUUGUCAACAACAAAAUCAGCGCAAUUGAUCCAAAGUUCAUAGAAAACUCAGCAGUUGCAAGCCUUAACCUCAAAAAUAACAUCUGCAGUCGAUCUAUGCUUCAAACCAGAUCAGAAGUUAAGAAUAAUUUGACAAAAUGUUUUGCCAAUUAUCAGCCUCGCUCAGUUCAAGUUUCAAGCUCAUGUGGACGAUCAGUCAUGCCACAAGGAAACAACAUCGGUGGAAGUAAAAUCAAACGUGGCUCAUAUCCAUGGAUUGCAGCACUUAUGACUCCAAAAGGACAGCUGUUCUGUGGAGGAACUCUCGUGUCGAACCGCAAAGUUGUAUCAGCCGCACAUUGCAUCCAGAACAAAGGAAAACCACAAAAAUUAUUACCACGCUCAAUCAUCGUUCUUUUAGGAUUUUAUGACCUUAGCAUACCUAUUGAAAUCGGUCGAGCUCCUUAUGCAGUCCAAGGCAUCCACAUUCAUCCUGAUUGGAAUCCAUACACAACUUCGUACGAUGCUGACAUUGCUGUAUUGAUGCUGUAUCGGGAUGUUCCAUUUAAUGAAUUUAUUCAGCCAAUCUGCAUGACAUUAAAUGAUCCAAGGAUUGUAGAAAUGACUGAAGGUGCUAUUGUUGGAAAUGGAAAAGGAGGCGAAGCCAAUCAGUUUGAAAAAAUCCCGAAAAUCCUCAAAAUGCCGAUUCAAACUGCUCGCCACUGCACUAAGAAGGACAGUAUUUUUAAAGAUCUUUUAACUGGACGAACCUUCUGUGCUGGAACUGGAACUGGUCAAGGCGUAUGCACUGGUGAUAGUGGAAGUGGAUUUGUUGUGCAAAUUGGAAACGUUUUUUACCUUCGCGGUGUUGUGUCAGCUUCACUUGGUGAUUCUAUACUCGGAUGUGAUGUCAAUUCCUAUUCUGUCUUUACGGAUGCUCUGAAGAACUCGCUAGAGAUGAAUGAAUUUUUGAUCUUUUGCAUUCUUCUUCUGCUAAUUUAUGAAACAAAAGGACAAACUGCAAAAUGUGAUUACAAAAUUCAAAAUCAUUUUACUUUUUUUGACAAAUCAAAUGCUAAUCAUUACACAUGCUUAUUGGACACAACCAAAGCACAAUUUAAUGUAAAACUUACAGAAACUAAUGGGCAGCAUACAACUGGAUAUAGCGACGCUGAUGUCAUAGCAAUUUCCAACAAUAAAAACAAAUUGAAGACAUUUUCAUCAACUUUUUGUCAAAAGUUUCCAAACCUGGAAAUUAUUAAAAUAAGUCACGGAGAAAUGGAAUCAAUUGAUGAAGAUUCGCUGCUUAAUUGUCAAAAUUUAAAACAAUUUUGGCUUGACUACAACAAAGUUCGAACACUGCCUGAAAAAUUGUUUAUUAAAAAUUCAAAAUUAAUUUUUCUCCGCGUUUAUGCUGACAAACUAGCCGAACUGCCAGAAAAUGUUUUUCAAAACUUAAUCGAACUUGAGGAUUUAUUUUUGGAUAAUAAUCAAAUCAGUUAUUUGCCAAAUAAAAUUUUCCAUUCACUUGUCAAACUUCAAGUGCUUUAUUUGAAUAACAAUCUUUUCCAAACUAUUAAUCCAGAAUGGUUUGUGAAUUUGCUGAACUUAAAAUGGUUAAGCUUGGAAGGAAAUCCAAUUUUAGAAGUUCCAUCAAAAUGUUUUGCAUCGCUUAGGAAUUUGGAGCGAUUGUGGAUUAUUCAAAAUAAAAUUAAAGAUUUAAAUUCAGACAGCUUCGAUGGUCUUCAGAAUUUAAAAAUAUUAAGUUUGUACAUUAAUGAAAUUUCGGACCUGCCAGUUGGUGUUUUCACAAAGUUGAGGAAUUUACAAAGGUUGAGUUUGUAUGGAAACAAUCUGACAACAAUUCAUUCAGAUUCCUUCGGUAUUCACAAUCAGUUGACAGCAAUUCAUCUUCAAGAGAACUUAAUCAAUUCAGUUGAUCCGAAAUUCAUCGACAACACAGCCGUUGACUACCUUGAUAUGACAAAUAACAUCUGCAGUCAAACAGAGUCUAAAAGUAGAUCGGAAGUUGAAAAUAAUUUAAGGAACUGCUUUGCCAAUUACCGAGCUCGUCCGGUCCGAAUUCCAAGUACAUGUGGACGAUCAGUCAUGCCACAAGGAAACAUCAUCGGUGGAACUAACAUCAAACCCAACUCAUAUCCAUGGAUUGCAGCACUGCUGAGACCUAAUAAGCAAUUCUUCUGUGGUGGAACUCUUGUAUCAAAUCGGAAAGUAGUCACAGCUGCACAUUGCAUUCAAGGAAAACGAGAAACUUCGUCAUUGUGGCCACGUUCAGUCACUGUUCUUCUAGGUUUUCAUGAUCUGAGCAUAUCAACUGAAGUUGGUCGAGCUCCUUAUGCAGUUCAAAGCAUUCAUAUUAAUCCUGAUUGGAAUCCACACACAACUUCUUAUGAUGCUGACAUUGCUGUAUUGGUGCUUGAUCAUGACGUCAUAUUUAACAAUUAUAUUCAGCCAAUCUGCAUGACAUCAACCGAUCCAAGGAUUGUAGAAAUGACUGAAGGUGCUGUUGUUGGAAAUGGAAAAGGAGGCGAAGCCAAUCAGUUUGAAAAAAUCCCGAAAAUUCUCAAAAUGCCGAUCCAAACUGCUCGUCACUGUACCGAAAAAGACAGCACAUUUCAACAGCUUUUAACUGGACGAACAUUUUGUGCUGGAAGUGGAACUGGUCAAGGAGUGUGUACUGGUGAUAGCGGAAGUGGAUUUGUUGUACAAAUUGGAAAUUCUUUUUAUCUACGUGGAAUUGUAUCAGCUUCACUUGGUAAUUCUUAUUUAGGAUGUGAUGUCGAUUCCUAUUCUGUCUUUACAGAUGCUUUAAAAUACAUCAAUUGGGUCAACGGAUUAUCGACGGUUCUUGUCUAUGAGGACCGUAUCAUAUUUCCAUAUUAAAAAUAUUUGUAUCUGUCUUGAGUAGGCUUGACACGAACUUCCGAAAGGGAGUGCAGUCCACAAUGUCUUGCUUUAAAUAGAUUUUCAUAGGGGCCGUUCACUUAUUACGUAACGCUUUUAGAGGGGGUCUAAGAUUCUGUUACGGUUCAAACAAAAGAAAUUUUUUUCAUGCAAAUUUUAUUACCAGGGAGGAGGGGGUCUAAAAAGUCGUUUUUUCGCGUUACAAAAUAAGUGAACGGCCCCCUGGACAUGACUCGAUGUACUUGCCAAGAUUCAAUAUUAUUCAAUUUUAAUAAAUAAAUUCAAAUUUUAUUUAAGUUUUUAAUUUUUUUAUUUGUAAAAAGCCAGGCUCGGAAACUGGUUGAAGAAAUUUGUAUGGAAGUUGGCGGUAUAUUGGCUAGUUUCCGAGCCUGGGCAAAUAACACAAAAGUGUCAGUAAAAUAUUUGAAAGUCUUGAU
Molecule: messenger RNA, 4250 nt
Organism: Chironomus riparius
Lineage: Eukaryota; Metazoa; Arthropoda; Insecta; Diptera; Chironomidae
Source: the annotation of a GenBank genome assembly